Molecule: messenger RNA, 2396 nt
Organism: Drosophila erecta
Lineage: Eukaryota; Metazoa; Arthropoda; Insecta; Diptera; Drosophilidae
Product: trichohyalin
Exons: 2
Coding region: 99-2123 (674 amino acids)
Source: RefSeq, a predicted model, not a curated record
AGUCAUUCCAGUUGCGCAUCCUGCUGGUGAAACAGCAGCAAACUGAAUCUUCGAUCUUCUUCUUUCGUACCUGACUACCAAGCACCACCGAGCCACCGAUGAUGAGACUGCGGCUUAGCGUUCUGCUCCUCCUGCUCCACCUUGGCUGUUUGACUGUGGCAUGGGCGAGCAGCAGGCACUUCUGUGGCGACACCUCCGGUAGUGACAUCUGCAAUGAUGGCCGCUGGGAUGGCCAUCAACGGCACGACGACUACGAUGAGCACUUGGUUUACAGACAAGGCGCGGCGGAGAUGGAGAGGAAAGUCCGCGUAGAGUCAGUGGCACGCGAUGAUCGUGGCAACGAAAGGCGCGAGGAAACCAGGGUUCGGUUGGACUCAUCCCUGCGACUGGAGGCUCGCGAAGCUCGUGAUGAGCGACGUGAAACUCGGGAGGAGCGCGAAGAGCGAGUACAUCCACGUGAAACGCGUGAGGUUCGAGUGGACCGACGUGCAGCUCGUGAGGAUCGAGUGGACCGACGUGCAGCUCGUGAAGAUCGAGUGGACCGACGUGAAUCUCCUGAAGAUCGAGUGGACCGACGUGAAUCUCCUGAAGAUCGAGUGGAGGGUCGUGAAGCUCGCGUCGAACGCGUUGAGCAACGCGAAGCCCGUGACAAUCAAGUCGAGCGCCGUCAAAUUCGUGAGAACCGAGAACAGCGACGUGAAACUCGAGAGGAACAAGUUGGGCAACGCGAGGUCCGUGAGGAGCGUGUUGAGCGACGUGAAGCUGACGUAGAGCAACGAGACACUCGUGAGGUUCGCGAUCUGGUGGAGCGACGUGAAGAGCGCGAAUCGAACAGGCGUGACUUGGGAGCUCGACGAGCAGCAGGGAUCGAACGACGACUCGAGCGCCGAGUGGAACGCGAGAUGUCCAGACGUGAGGAACGUGUUGAUCGCCGUGACGACGGAGCUAGUCUAGACAGGCAAUUGUCUCGACGAAUGGAACGUGAACAAGAAGAGCGAGACUCUGAUCGUCGAACCGAACGCGAUAUUCUUCGACGUGUUGAACGACGCGAAGAGCGAGAGAACCGAGUUCGAUUUGUUUUUGAUGACAACUCUCGACGAAGCGUAGACCGCAAGGAGGAGCGAGACAACGAACGCAGGGUACAGCGACGAGAAGAGCGAGACUCAGCUAGGCGUGAAAGGCAAGAGGAAGAUCUCAACAGGGUCAACCAUCGCCGAGAAGAGAAGGAAGUUCGCCGUGCAGAGCAGGAAUCCUCCCGUCGAAUCGACUUGCGAACAGUGCAGGUAGACCGUAUUCGUGAUGUGGAACGAAGGGUGGAAAGCAAUAUUAAUCGUAGAGAAGACCGUGAAGCUGAACGUAGGGAGGAACGUGUAGCAGAGCGUAGGAUGGAGCGUAUUGAAGGAGAAGUGCGAGAGCGGCGCGCUGAUUUAGGUAGAGUAGAACGAGAAGACUCCCGACGAGUUGAGCGAAGAGAAGUUCAACGGCGAGUAAGUGGCGAUGAUAUCCGAACUAAUGAGAGGCGUGAGGAGCGAGAUGACACACGUCGAGUGGAGCGCGAUGGACUGCGAAGAGAAGAGCGAGAUGUUGAACGAGAAGAGGAUCGUCGAGUGGAGCGCGAUGGCCUGCGAAGAGAAGAGCGAGAUGUUGAACGAGACGAGGAUCGUCGAGUGGAGCGUGAUGGUCUGCGAAGAGACGAGCGAGAUGUUGAACGAGACGUGGAUCGUCGAGUGGAGCGCGAUGGCCUGCGAAGAGAAGAGCGAGAUGUUGAACGAGACGUGGAUCGUCGAGUGGAGCGCGUUGAUAUCCGAGAUGAUCUUCGCAGGGAAAAUCAAGGGGAAGAUAUUCUCCGAGAAGUACAGCGCCGUGAGGGACGAGUAGACCGUGAACGUGUUGAACGCGACCUUUCCAGACGAGAGAUUCGUGAGCCCUUGGAAGAGCGUGUACUUCUUACCACCCAAACGAAAAACAAAGGCUGGUUGAGCUAUGGAAAACGAGAACUGCUGAUGACCGGGCAGAUCCUCCUCCUGGCCGCUCUCUACAAGAAGUCAACGAGCAGCGGCAAGGGAAUUGGCCAUGCCCUGAAUGAGCAGAUCCAGGGCUACUUGCAGGCCAUUGGUUGCUAGGAUGCACAAAGGAAAUCGAUGACCCUCCCAACUGAGUAAACGGAUAUGGAUCAAGGAGAAAAGCAUUACUACCCCCAGAAAAUGCAAACGGACCCGACAGCGCGCUACGAGCAGAGGGAUGGGAUGGGACACUCCGAUGGAGCAUUGUACAAUUUAAUCCAACUGUUACUGUAACCAAAAACCUUUCCCCUUUUCUGUUGUAGCCAACAAAAGCAUAACGAAAAUAUAUGAUGGGAUGCUCGAGUAGCCGAGCAUCUGCAAACUGCAUUGCAA